AUGCAAGAAAUCGUUCAGUUAACGUUUAUCCAUGACAAGGAGGAUAUUCGAUGGUUGAAUGCGGGAAAUGCGGCCAGGCACCGCCACUCCAUCUUCACAGAUGUCGAACGUCGAGACAUGACUCUUGAGCUUGUCUCUUCUGUACCAGACCAGAAUCCCGACCAGGCAAUUGUUGAUCUGGAAAGGUUCGACUCGGAUACCAAUUGCUCGGAACCAUUCUCGCUUUUUCGGGGCCCUUUUGCCGCCGCCUUCCCCAAUGACUGGUUUGAGCAGCUGGAGGAGCUGCCAGUAGAGGAGGAUUUUAGCCAGAAUCCGUUCAGUCUAGAUGCCUUCGAUGCUCUAAAUGCAGAUUACAGUGACGAUUUGCUGCUAGAUUGGCCGAAUCCAGAGCCGCUUCUGAGUAUUGGAACAAAUUUCCAUGAGCCGAGUCCACAAGCAGGGCUCAAUCCAUACAUUUACGUGGGCAAUAUCGAAGGCUGGAGUCUCCUAUCUCAUUACAAAGAGCGAAUUGUCCCAUUGAUCUCCUCCUUUACGCCGAGGAAAGGAGACACCUUGGAUGAGCCUGGUAUUGCCAUGCGCGAUGGCAACUUUGGCAGACCUGAUGCUGAAUGGGUCUUCCAACCAUGCACGGCUUGCCCUAUUAAACGCCGUAUGGAGCACAAGUGCCUUUCACUUGGGGAACAAUUCAGUAGAUUGCCUUCAGGAAUGGACAGUCUCGGGAGGGACCUACUUGGCACGGGCUCAAUACCACUUCCAACGAUGCAUGGAGGAAAGCUGUAUCUCGGCUACGAAGACGAGCAAAUAUAA
Molecule: messenger RNA, 807 nt
Organism: Penicillium mononematosum
Lineage: Eukaryota; Fungi; Ascomycota; Eurotiomycetes; Eurotiales; Aspergillaceae
Exons: 3
Coding region: 1-807 (268 amino acids)
Source: RefSeq, a predicted model, not a curated record